This is a messenger RNA of Cadophora gregata, 1398 nucleotides long. RefSeq lists its product as uncharacterized. NCBI's taxonomy places the organism in Eukaryota, Fungi, Ascomycota, Leotiomycetes, Helotiales, Ploettnerulaceae. The transcript has a single exon. The record is from RefSeq and is a predicted model, not a curated record. The coding region runs from base 1 to 1398 and encodes 465 amino acids.
AUGGGAGCCGUCUAUUCAAAUGCAUUCGAAGUUGCCGUUUGGCUAGGAGAGUAUACCGAGGAAACUCGUCGAGCCAUUGAGUUCAUCCCCUGUCUCUUUCAGUCUGUAAGCGAACCGGGGUGGGUCGACCGUCGUACCGGAUUCUGGAAGAAAAUGCAGGACACGGAUUUCAGAAAUGGUCUCUGCCACUUGACCUCUUUCCUCACCCUGCCGUGGUGGACCCGAACCUGGAUCAUCCAGGAGGUUUCACUAGCCAAGAAUCAUCCGAACAUCUAUCACGGGGCGGGCAAAUUGUCAUGGCCUGUUCUCCAACGCCUGAUUGACUGCAUCAGUCCGGCGGAGUUUCAUCAAAUGAGAUACCAAAGAGAUCGAAAUCCCGAAAAAGGCUUCUCUGAGAAAACGUUGACCCUCUUCCAGCGAGCGGCGGAGUCAAAUGCCAUGACUCUUACCUAUUUGCACACAGGCAAGAAAACCGGAUAUUCACUGUCUUUGUUAGAGGCACUGGAGCUUUCUGAGAAAUUUUUAGCUACCGAUCCACGAGACAAAGUGUUUGGUCUCCUUCGCCUCUUCGAUUCACCAUCACCCUUACAAGUCACCUACAGCUUGGAUUAUGCUAUUGUCAAUACAACCUGUAUCGCACAAGUCCUGAAGGAAUGUCGUAAUCUGAAGUGCUUAGGGUGGGUUACAGGGCAUAAGUCGAGAGACGACACAGCAAGCCGAAAGCUGCCUUCGUGGGUUAGAGACUUGACGCUGAAUGUACGCGACUUAGUCUUGACCCGUGUUGCAUAUAGAUUGCAACGAGGGGUGCUACGACCCUUUUACCACGCUGGUGGUCAUGAGCCUCUAACAUUGGGUUUGACCUUGCGAUUCUCUGAGAAUAACAAAGCUCUGAUAUUGCGAGGCAUUCUCAUGGAUGGGAUUUCAGCGAUCGGAGCUUCUGCUCCCAGCCGGGAAGAGGUAUUCCAACACGAAAAGUCUCUUAGAUCGGUCCUCAAGGACUGGAAAACUUUGGCCAAUGACUAUUGCCCGAGAGAUUUCUGGCGCACAAUUGUUAUGGAGCUUGACAAAAUUGAUAUUGAGAAUCAGAAGAUGGCAAGUAGAGGAUUUGCUCGUAGGAUAUCGGGUAGUGGACUGUGCAUUCCUCCAAGAAAUGAAGACGAAGAAACCUUUCUAAUUGAGAUAUUGGACAAAGAAAGGGGUGGUAUCUUCUCCCGCCGACUAAUGAUUACUUCAGAAGGUAGGCUCGGUAUUGCCCCCCAUGUAGCAAAGGUCGGAGAUCGAAUUUGUGUUUUCACGGGAGGACAGUUGCCGUGCAUCAUUCGUCCAGCCAAUAACGGCUAUUGGCAAUUCAUUGGAGAAAGGUCCGGCAUCAUUCUGUACUUGUCUGGUCACUACUAA